CGGAUGUAUGGGAAGAACCGUACAGCCGGCUGUAGGAUAUAAUUUGCGGCUAAGUUGCUAACGGUUCGGGAUGUGAUUUGAAAGCAAUAUAAUUAAAAGAAAUAUGGAGUAAUUUAUUAUUCAAUGUUUUUCUUAAAGGGCGUUGCUUUAUCCAUCCCCAUUUUGACUAUAUUUACUCCAUUCAUGUUAAAUUGACAAAUUUUAUCUCAAAAAUACAAAAGAAGCAAUCUUGAUGCAAGGCCACUUUUAAGGGCAAAAUUGUCCAUUUAAUAUAAAAGAAGUGGAUAUAUCAACACCCUUUCUUUAAUUCCCAUGAUUUUCCAUCUUUUCUGGUGGGGCAAGGUUAAGGGAACCCUUGCCUAUUUAUUAGCAUUAAAAAUGGUUUGAAAGCCCUAUUUUAAAACAUUCUAAAACAAAAUACUACCUACUACGUACUAUCUAAGCCCAAGCUCCUAUCUUUUGUGGUGAUGAUUCUGAUGAAUAAUACAGAAAACACUAUGCUUUGUCAGAAAAGAAGGUUAAAAGUAAAAGAAUGUUCUCAAUCCGAAGUGUAGUGUUUUCUUAGUCCACAUGCCCAUUUCUUAUGGUAACCUUCCAAUGGUGUGGAACGAAGUUUUUAAGAGGGAAGCAUAGGGAAAAAGAGGAACUAUAUGGAAAAAAAUGAGGAAUUGAAACUGGCAGAUAGAAUUCUAGAAAUGAGAUAUUAAUUAUAAGAAAAUCAGAUAGGAUGAUGGAUAUGAAAGAAGAUUAUAUCAGUUGGUAUGAUCAUAUAUUCAUGUUACAUGCAAGUCCAUUACAUCCUUCACUUCUGGAAACGACUGAUGUUCAUAGUUAUCACGGCGCCAAGGUGAGGUGUGUUCAUCACUUCAUCCUACUGGAUAUGAAACCAAAUAUGUAGUAUAUAGUAAAUCUGCAAUGUACCCUGUAAGUGAUGCAUCCAACUUUUUCCUCAUCUCUUAAUCAGCAUAGGACAAAUGGAUUUUGUUGUAGCUAUUCUGAAAUCUCAUCUGUAGAAGUGUAGAAUAGAGUUUACUGCUAUCAUUCCUGCAUUGAAUACUAGUACAGUAAUUACAGUUAGUAUUAUACGAUAUUCCAGUUUUUCUACAAAUCUACAAUUACUUGAAACCAUUACUGAUCAAAAUUUCAGCAGUGCAUUCAUUAUAAUUUAAUGAGUUCAAAGUAGAAAUCACUUCUUUUACCUGAUAUUUUUCAGCAAUGGUUCCUGAGUACUGGCUUACAGAGGGCGGUCAGAGUGCCACUGGUUCAUUGCUGGAUUAUGUGAUUCAAAAUCAUGUGGCAUCUCCACAUCUUGCUAACUGUGCUGCAUCUCAAAGAACUUCGGUGUUUGAAUUGCUGAAUAAGAUAUUAGAAUCUAUGAAAAAUGAACUCAAAGCCCCAUUUACUGCUGCUUUGACUGAAUCUAUACAUGUCCUCCCGGACUUCCACGGGAACAGAUCUCCAUUUGCAGACCCUAAUUCGAAAGGUAUAGUUUCUGGGUUAACUCUCGACACUAGUGAAAAGCAGCUGGCUCUUCUCUACCUUGCCUCAUUACAGGGUAUUGCAUAUGGUACCCGUCAUAUUGUAGAGCACUUUAAUGCCAAUGGACAUAAAAUUGACACACUACUUGCCUGUGGCGGUCUUGCUAAGAAUCCACUGUUCAUUCAAGAAAUUUCGGAUAUCAUUGGUUACCCCAUAAUCCUUCCACGCGAAAAUGAGCCUGUGCUGUUGGGAGCUGCUAUCCUUGGUGCUGUUGCUUCAAAGAAAUAUGCCACUAUUCGUGAUGCUAUGAAGUCUCUGAGUGCAGCCGGACAGGUUAUUUACCCAUCAAAAGACCCCAAAGUGAAGAAAUACCAUGAUGCAAAAUAUCGCAUUUUCCGGGAACUCUACGAGCAGCAAGUUAGCCAUCGGUCUCUCGUGCGCAAGGCUUUGACUUAAUAUAUACGUCCCUCGACCACCAUUAUGCGCGAGAAAAUGAAUGUGUGCUCUUCAUUUCUUUAAUGUGGUCUUAUAAGUUUCUUGGAGUGUGUUUGGGGUGUCACCAAGUAGGUGCAUGUACUUUGGUGAAACCUAUAAUUCUAUGCAUAUUUGUAGUACAAGAUUGUCUGCAUACUUUAUUCUUUGGAGGCAUAAUUAUCUUUUCUAGGGCAACUUGUUGCCAUGAAGACAAAAAAUAGGAUAAAGAGCCGUGGAUGGGCGUUGCCUAAAAUGUAAAUAAUGUUUAAUAAAAAUGAACUUUAUUGUAUGGU
Cuscuta campestris is the source of this 2246-nucleotide messenger RNA. NCBI's taxonomy places the organism in Eukaryota, Viridiplantae, Streptophyta, Magnoliopsida, Solanales, Convolvulaceae. The record is from the annotation of a GenBank genome assembly.